UCACGAUUUACCAAAACUGUUUUACUUCCUGGUUUACAGCGCAUGCUCCCAUCGUUAGCACGUUGAUGCUCCCCACUUUUCUACAACGACCUGCCUCAGAGUUUCCAUGGCGAAAAACAACAAGUCUGUGAAAUUGGAACCCAAAUCUCCUAAGAGGAAAAAGUCUAGUUUAAAUGAAAGUCCAGUUUCUGUGGAAGACAUUGUUGAGACAAAAGCAAAAAAGAAAAAGGAUUGUCAAGUAGAGUUCCCAUCUGUAAUUAAAGUAAAACAUCAAAAAAACUUGGAAAAGACCAAAAAGCGCAAAAAAAAGGAAGGAGACAAAGAGCAGUCACAACCAAAGCAAACUGAGAUCACAGAGCUGUCCAGCUGUCCUGAUGGGACACAGGAGCCACAGGAGGACAAACUGGAAGGGGAACUCAGUCCUGAGGAGAGGCGAGUUCUGGAGAGAAAGGUUAAGAAGAUUCUGAAGAAAGAGGAGAAGAAGAGGCUCAAAGCUGAAGGACACUCUGAUGGAAAAACAGUAGCAGCUGGGCCAAGUGCGUCUCAGCAGGCGUUGGAAUAUGUUACAUGUUGGGCUGAAAAUCGAUCAGUGUGGAAGUUCCAGAAGACCAGGCAGACGUGGUUAUUGCAGCACAUGUUUGACUCGGAAAAGAUUCCAGAUGAAAAAUUCUCUUUGCUGCUACAGUACCUGGAGGGGCUUCGUGGGAUGGCCCGGGACACCACAGUUGAGAAGGCCAUGUCCAUGGUGGAAGAAUCUGGACGGGCACCAGAGGAUGCAGUUGUCCAGCAGAGGGCGCACAGAGCCAGAGAAAUCAUUCAGAUGCUCUCUUGAUCCUUAAGCAGUGAUGGGACUGAUCAGAAACAAGCUGCUUUUAAAAAACAAAUAAAAUAAAAUGGACCGAAUAACAGUAUAUGUACCGAAACCAUUUGUUUCAAUACAGAAUUAAUACAUGAUCUUUUUACUAAUGGGUGGUAAUAUAUUUACCCCAUUUUCCUCUUUUUUGGGGUGGUAAUAAAAUACAAGUUUGCC
Molecule: messenger RNA, 1030 nt
Organism: Oryzias latipes (Japanese medaka)
Lineage: Eukaryota; Metazoa; Chordata; Actinopteri; Beloniformes; Adrianichthyidae
Gene: chlsn
Product: cholesin
Source: RefSeq, a predicted model, not a curated record